Molecule: messenger RNA, 2088 nt
Organism: Pelagomonas calceolata
Lineage: Eukaryota; Pelagophyceae; Pelagomonadales; Pelagomonadaceae
Source: the annotation of a GenBank genome assembly
GUUAGUUAUUAACGACGCUACGGACAAUGCCGAGCAAAGGGCAGCUAUUAUCACCAAGCUGGCCGACCACAUGCGACGCUACGGAGAGCGCUGAGCAAAGGGCAGCUAGUAUCACCAAUCCCCCCUGACGAACACACAAAGUCCUUACUGAGGACGCCGGGCGACACCGGAGAGGCCAACAUGCUCUCGCUCGCCGGGCGACGGCCAGGUGCUCGUCUCUAUGCGCGGGAGGACAAGCCCUCGCACCGCAGCAAGACGACAAGCCCGUCCUACCUCCGUCCCCUGCACCGCUCGUACCGCGUGGAGGCGCUGGGUCCAGACUCGAUUAAACCUUUGGUCGAACUUGGGUUCUGGUCCAAGUCGGUUGAAGUGCGGCGGGACAGCGCCGCAGCCCUAUCAACCUUAGCGCGGAAUCCGGAUAACCUCGGGACGCUAGGACGCUCGGGCGCCCUUGGCGCCACGCUGUCACUGCUGAUUUCCACCGACGACGCCUGCGUGCGCGACGCGACGUUGACGUUGGGCCAACUCGUCCAGUGCGUGGAGCUGGCGGACCGCUUUAUGGAGCGGACCGGGGGGCUCGAGACCGUGCUGGGCCUGCUGCGUUCGCCCGCGCCACGGCCCGCGCUGGUGGUGGUCGCGAAUUUGGCGUGUCAGCGGGGCGCGGCCGACGCGAUCGUCGCACGGGGCGGGCUCCGGCCGCUCGUCGCGCUCUUGCGCGCGCCGCGGCACGACAUUCGCAACGAGGCGGCGGGCGUCGUCGCAGAGCUCGCGCGGCGCGCGCGCGACCGGACGGCGCUCGGCGCGGACGGCGCGGUCGUCCGGGCGGUGCUCGCCCUGCUCGCGGGAGAGUUCACGGACCGCGAGGCGGCCGUCGAGGCCGCAGUCGUCGGGUUCGUCGCCGCGCUCGCGGCCGGGCCGGCCGCCGCGGCCGCACUCAUCGAGCACGGCGGCGUGACCACGCUGUGCGCAAAGCUACGGGAUCAGAGCCCGCCGCUCGAGAUGGUCGCGAAACUGCUCCGAGCCAUCCUGGCCCUCGCAGCGGCGCCCGCCGCGCGCGCGGCGCUGGUGGCCGCCGGCGCGCUCGACGCAGUCGCGGCCUGCGCAUUUGCAGAACUCCCGGCCCGUUACGGCGUAGUGUCACUGUCGGUGCUUGGGCCAGUCGACGGUGCUGCGGGCGGCACGCCGGCGCCGCGCGGCGGGGGCGAGGGGGGCGGCGCGGGCGGCGCGGCCGCGCUCGCGGCCGCGCUCGCCGACCCCCAUGCUGCCCCGCGUCGUGUCGUCGUGACCGCAGUAGAAGUCGUCGACGCUCUCUCGCAGGACGCCGAGGGCGCCGCCGCGGUCGUCGACGCCAGAGUUCUCCCGCACGUCUUGCCGGUGGCAACGGUAACCUUUCGACGCGACAGACGUUUAGGCCGCGCGUCCGCGCAUAUCAUCCGGCGCUGCGCGCUCGCCGCGCGCGACCAGCCAUCCGAGGCUGCGUCGCGCCGCUUGGCGCAUGCGCUCGCUUCCCAAGGAGCGAUCGCUGCGCUGGGUCAUCACUUGGGAAGCAGUGAUUUGGAUUCGCAGUCGUCUUCGGCACACGCCUUGGCUGCCCUCAGCGACGCGCGCGACGUGACCGCCGCGUUGACGCGGCCGGCCGUCCUUACUUCAUUGGUGGCGCUCCUUCACCUCCCGGAGCCCGAGGCGGCAUGUCGGCUAAUCGCAUGCGUCGCCGACAAACCGCGCGCCGCGAGGGUUCUGCUGGACGGCGGCGCCGCGGCUUCGUUGUUGGGGUUGUUGGGGCCCGCCCUGGGCCGGAGCGCCCGCUACGCCGUGGACCUGCUUAACGCUGUACAACGGCUGCUCGAGGCCGCGACGCCUGCCGAGCGCGACGCCGCGGCCCGCCAUGGUGGCCUUCGUGUCGUCCGCCGCGUGGCGAACACCGACCACCCGGCUAGGGCUGCGGCGAAGGGCGUUUUGCGAGCUCUCAAGGAGGAGGCGUCGCUAUUGCUCGUGCAGCUGGCGAUCCUCUCGUUCCUUAGACGCUUCCGCGACCCGGCGUGGCGGCGCAGGUUCCGCGCGCGGCAGAGGCCGAGAAGAGAUGGAUAA